GUCAGUACCUAGGCAGAACCGCGAACUGCUCGGGCAUUGUGGCGACCGCUUUUGCUGAUAGUUUUGUUCACAGAGGUACUUCUCUGUCGAACUGGGACGCCAUUGAAGCGCAAACUACUGAGCGCAACCUCGGGAGUCAGCUCGACUGCUACUCUGCUGUGGAAAUUGUGAAGUCUCUUGGAGGGGUCGUGGUAGAGGAGGUUGUGGAUGCCACGGCUCUGCACGAAAUAACAGGCAAAAAUCUAAAAACCCGUGGCGCUCCAGGGGACUUCGAUCAAACUGCAGAUCCUAUGGGUUGGAGGUUAAUGAUUCCCAUUUUUUAGCACGAUAAGGGAUUAUCCAUUCGUUAUUUUUUUCUAAUUCGGGCUCUACCGAUUCCCGAAUGCUUAUGCUUAUAUAUGUUUUAGGGCUGCACGGUCCACCCUACUGUGGAUGGCCCUGUGGUGGCGCUCGCGCGCUCUUUUCCGCGCCGAUUUUCGCGGAUUCUAGUGGUGGAAGGCGUCAAAACUGGGCGCGGGCGUCCCCUUGCGCCUCUCUGUAUGUUCCUCAGGGACCUCCUGGCCUCUGCUGACCCUCGCAGGCUGGAGGUCUCCGGGGUAAAAGGCCGCGGAAGGCGGCCACGAUCUCAAGAGCAAGCAAGCCGAUGACCAGGGGCCCGGAGGGUACAGGCCACACGGCUCAGGGGGUCCAGCCCCUGGCCUUUUUCCGCCUUCGGGGGCCUUCCACACCUGGCGCACUGCUGCGGUGGCGAAGCAUACAGGAGGCCGGUAGGGUACAGGCAGGCAGCUGGAAGGGAGCGGAGCAGGUCCUUUGAGGCCUUCCACCCCCGGCUGACGCCUUCAAAAGGGGCGCGGGGCUGCACGGUGCCGCCCCUCGCUAGGGGGGGCACCGUAGCUCUGCGCCCUGGCUCAUAUAUCAUGCGAGAAGUCCCGUCUAGGCCUUGUUGCUGUUGAUCAUUCUAGCGUUCUGCUUUCAAGGAUAUGUGUGGACUUUCGUUGAUAUACAGGGUAAGAAACCGAAAGAAGAAGUAUACGAGUACGCCACGCUCUAAGAUUUCCACUAGUUGUGAUUCCCUGGCAUCCUUGUCACUCACAGACCGAUCGAGUGAGUUCGUCGAGUAUGUAUUGUGGAAUUUCCCACACGCGGGAUCGGACCACCAGAGCAAAUAUUAUUCAGCGUGUGGUAAGCCUAUCGAGGAAUUCGAAUGGUGCCAGAAGGACGAAGGCGUGCGUAGCAAUCAGGACCUGUUGUUUCAUUUCUUUCGGUCUGUAACGCUUUGUGUAACAGCUUCUCGGGGCGCCAUCACGAAGCGCGGAACUAGUUGCACAACGUCAAGGAGGGACUGUGGCAGCGCCAGGCAAGAUACAACCGGAGGCACUAACCACGACGAAAUGGCUCUAGCACAACACUCAUCUUGCCGUGCUGGGAUAGAUCUCAGUGCUUGCAUCGGGCCCAAGACACGAGUCCACAUCACACUGAAAAAUAGUGAUAUUUACCGCGAUUGGCACUUGGAGGAGAUCGCCCGACGACACGGAUGGCAUCUUGAGCGCCAGUUCCCGUUCGCUCUAGGCAUUUAUCAGAACCUGGGAUACCGUCACGGUGAUGGUCGCGAAGUCACGACCUCCCAAAUUAAGGCUCGUUCAUACUGCUUUUUUGGAGCAAGUUUCUUUGGUUGCUGGUAAUAGGUCCGAAUCUUUGCUGCACAUCCACUGCAAUUUGUAAGAAAGGAAAUGGAAUGAUCGUUGUGGAGUUGUAAUAGGGAACGUGUCAACGCAAGGGAUGUGUAUUCUGAAGCAGCAGUACGAUGACCACGAUGGCGGUUGUACUAGGAGAUAAAUUCUGUGAAAAGUUGUAGACACGAGAGAUUCAAGCUCUAACCUGACACAGGAGGACCGUAUUGAUCGCGCAGUGGUGUGCGAGUUCGUGUAUAGGCCGGGGAUGCAUUUUCGAUGGAGGCGCGGCCCCGGAGAUUUGGCAUCCUAAAUAUUUCCGUGGGGCUCAUUGCUGAAGAUGCACACUUACUUGGACGUAAUUUUAUUAAUGCCAGCACAUUUAUAAUGCAAAUAUAAUCGAAAUAUGUUGUGAACUGAAAUUUUACACGCACACUAAUCGCCUCUUCCUUGAUAAUAAAAAUGCGCUGUUGACGAGACGCGUGCCAGGAGGGUUACAGAAGACUCCCCGCCAGGAGGGUUACAUGCCGGCUGCGUACUUAAACUCAUUUAAUAUAUUCUCUGGCCCACUUUCAUGUUUAUCGUUAUCGACCGUGACCGAUUUGCAGGCUCUGAACCGUAGUAAGCACUCAGUCGUUAAGUCUGUCCAUACACUUAUCCCAAUCCCACAGCUAGGGUUACUUCUUUACAAACGGUUUCCGGCAUUCCACAAUGAAUCCAAGAUGAGACAAAUUUCUGUUUGUUCACGCUUAAUAAGAGCUUUUCAGCAUUACGUAUGGCGAACGAUACUGUUUUGUCUCGAAUGUUGGUGUAUCCAUUUACGCUGUGGCUUUGGUCCAGCGUGUUUUUUCGACUUUCUCCGUUCGUGCUAAUUGCUAAGGAUCCCAACGCUGAAAAUGAAAUGCGAUUCUAGACUGCAAAAGAAUUACUUAAAUUAGAUCCUCGACAUGGACAUUCAUAGGCAAAGAUAAAUCGAAUGGCGCAAGAUUUUCUUCUCCCGG
This is a messenger RNA of Amoebophrya sp. A25, 2671 nucleotides long. Lineage: Eukaryota; Dinophyceae; Syndiniales; Amoebophryaceae. The record is from the annotation of a GenBank genome assembly.